AUGCCUACGAAAUCUAGCUUUCCCGACAUCCACAUCCCUGACAUUGAUAUCUGGGAUUUGUUGUUUGAGAGAACCGAUCGACCAUUCCCCGACAGCAAAGUUGUUCUCCGAGAUGCUGAGACGCAGCGCGCGUACACUUUUGCUCAAGUGAAGAAAACAUCCAUCAACUUUGGCAAGACGUUGAAGUCGAUAUGGCAAUGGAAACGAGGCGAUGUCUUGGCGACCUUUACCCCAAACUGCAUCGACGUUCCUUCCAUCGUCUGGGGAACUCACUGGGCGGGUGGAGUAGUGUCCCCAGCGAAUCCGGCCUACACGGCUGACGAGCUCGCGUUCCAGUUGAAAGACUCGCAAGCCAGAGUCUUGGUGACGCAGUUCGAAUUUCUGGAAGUAGCGUGCGCAGCGGCAAAGAUUGCCGGUAUUCCAAAGGACCGCAUCGUGCUAGUUGGGGAUGCCAAGGACGAGAAGAAAUCGUUCUUGCACUUCAAGGAGCUGUGGGUGACGCAGGGGGACUCACGACAUCAACGAACACUCUCAAAGGCCCCCAAAACUGACCUCUCGUUUUUGGCAUACAGUAGUGGUACUACUGGCCUUCCCAAAGGAGUUAUGCUGUCGCAUACAAACAUCGUCUCCAAUAUUCUAAUGCUCAACUCUACUGAAGGCCAAAACUUGACCUGGAGUGGCGGUUUCAACAAUUCUGGCGACCGGAUGUUGGCAUUCCUCCCCUUCUAUCACAUAUAUGGUUUGGUAUGUCUUAUGCAUCUCUCCAUGUACACUGGUUUUGAACUGGUUGUCAUGCCAAAGUUCGAGCUAGACAAGUUUUGUUCCUAUGUGCAGACGAUGAAGAUCACCAUUGCACCUGUUGUCCCCCCAGUCCUGCUCUUACUCGGAAAGCAUCCGAUCGUGGAAAACUACGACCUAAGCUCACUACGAAUGUUGAGCUCUGGGGCGGCUCCAUUGACAAAGGAGCUUGUCGACACUGUUUACCAGAGGAUCAAGGUGCCUGUCAAGCAAGGGUACGGCCUCUCUGAGACUUCUCCAGCAACUCACGUCCAGAUGUGGGAUCAAUGGCAAAGCACCAUCGGUUCUGUAGGGCCAUUGCUUCCAAACAUGGUAGCCAAGUACAUGUCUUCCGACGAAAAAGAAGUUCCGGCUGGACAGACUGGCGAGCUUUGGCUGAAAGGUCCCAAUAUCUUCCUGGGGUAUCUCAACAACCCUGCCGGGACAAAGAAUGCCCUCACGGAAGAUGGCUACUUCAGGACUGGAGAUGUUGGGCACCAGGACGAGAACGGGGACUUCUACAUCACCGACCGUAUCAAGGAGUUGAUCAAGUACAAGGGCUUCCAAGUCGCGCCAGCUGAGCUUGAAGGGCUCCUUCUCAGCCAUCACGAUAUUGACGACGUGGCAGUCAUUGGGGUCUACGACAAGGCGCGUGCUACCGAGGUUCCAAGGGCAUACAUUGUGCCAAGACGAGGAGUUGAAGCGACACCGGAGACUGCAAAUAGCAUUGUUCAAUGGUUGAGUGCUAGAGUCGCGGCUCACAAGCAAUUGAGGGGCGGCGUUAGAUUCGUCGACGUGGUGCCUAAAAGCGCUGCUGGCAAGAUUUUGAGGCGUGUUUUGGUAGACAAGGCUAAGCAAGAGGCGGAGACUAUCCAGUCUAAGUUGUAG
This is a messenger RNA of Ilyonectria robusta, 1665 nucleotides long. RefSeq lists its product as uncharacterized. Gene Ontology annotation, molecular function: CoA-ligase activity. NCBI's taxonomy places the organism in Eukaryota, Fungi, Ascomycota, Sordariomycetes, Hypocreales, Nectriaceae. The record is from RefSeq and is a predicted model, not a curated record. Bases 1 to 1665 code for a protein of 554 amino acids. Gene Ontology annotation, biological process: secondary metabolic process. The transcript is spliced from 4 exons.